Molecule: messenger RNA, 2121 nt
Organism: Trichogramma pretiosum
Lineage: Eukaryota; Metazoa; Arthropoda; Insecta; Hymenoptera; Trichogrammatidae
Product: zinc finger protein 260-like
Exons: 1
Coding region: 120-2033 (637 amino acids)
Biological process (GO): regulation of DNA-templated transcription
Molecular function (GO): DNA-binding transcription factor activity, RNA polymerase II-specific; RNA polymerase II cis-regulatory region sequence-specific DNA binding
Source: RefSeq, a predicted model, not a curated record
AUGAUCGGUUUCAAUCAGUUAUCCAUAGUCAAUUGUGAGAUGUACAUUUCAAAUUUUUUGGAAUCCGCAGUUGUGUAAGUUCAAGUAGUAAAAUAUUCAAUAGAAAUUGAAGAACAACAAUGAUGGAUAAAAUCAAAGAAAUUGACUAUGCUUGCGACUCGCGACCAGAAACAUUUAAAAGAGAAGAUCAUUUGGCUACAAAAAUCAAAUCAGUUCGCCAAGGACGAAAAACUUAUCUGCGCAAUGUAAGCAAAAAGACUUUGGCAAAAGUAUUCGAUGUAACACACAACCAAAAAACUAUUCAGAAAGGAAAUAAAGCAGUUCAGGAAAGACGAAGGCACUACGAGUGUAAUGUGUGUCAAAAAUCAUUUUCACUUCAGCAAAACCUAAAUAAACACCUAAAAGUAGUACAUCAAGGACAAAAGAAUUACGAGUGCGACGUGUGCCACAAAAAAUUUUCAGAUCGUAGCAACUUGAAGACGCACCAAAAAACAGUUCAUGAAGGACGAAGGGACUACGAAUGCGACGUGUGUCAGAAAAGAUUCACAGAGAAGACUUCUUUGCAAAUACACAUAAAAGUAGUUCAUAAUAAACAAAAGGACUACGAGUGUGACGUGUGUCAAAGAACAUUUUCGAGUAAGAGCUACAUGAAGAUACAUAAAAAAGUAGUUCACGAUAAACAAAAGGACUACGAGUGUGACGAGUGCCACAAAGUAUUUUCACAGCAAGGCAACUUGAACAUACACGUAAAAACGGUUCAUGACAAACAAAGGGACUACGAGUGCGACGUGUGCCAAAAAUCAUUUUCACUUCAGAGCAACUUAAAUAAACACCUAAAAGUAGUUCAUCAAGGACAAAAGGAUUACGAGUGCGAUAUGUGCCACAAAACAUUUCCGGAUCAUAGUCACUUGAAGAUGCAUCAAAAAACUGUUCAUGAAGGACGAAGGGACUACAAAUGCGACGUGUGUCAAAAAGCCUUUUCAGGUUCAAGCAGUUUAAAAGAGCACCAACGAUCAGUUCAUGAAGGACGAAGGAAUCAUAAAUGUAACGUGUGCGAACAUGGAUUUACACGUUCGAAACAUUUGGAAAGACACCGAAGAACUGUUCAUGAAGGACAAAUGGACUACGUUUGCGAAGCGUGCCCAAAAGUAUUUUCACGUUUGGGAAAUUUGAAAGAACACCAAAGAUCAGUUCACCAAGGACCAAAGGACUACAAAUGCGACAACUGCCAAAGGGCGUUUGCAUCAAAACAGAGUUUAAUCUAUCAUCAUAAAGUAGUUCACGACGAACGAAAGAACUACGAAUCUGACGUGCGCCACAAAGCAUUUUCACAGCUAGGCAUUUUGAAGAAACACAAGAAAACAAUUCAUGAAGAACAGAAAGACUACGAGUGCAACGUAUGCCAAAAAUUAUUUUCAAGUUCGAGCAAUUUGAAAGCACACCAAAGAUCAGUUCAUGAAGGACGAAGGGACUACGAAUGCGACGUGUGUCAGAAAAAAUAUUCACGGCAUAGCGACUUGAAAAAACACAUAAACACAGUUCAUGACAAACAAAAGGGCUACGAGUGCGAAGUGUGUAAGAAAAAUUUUUUUCAAAGGGGAGACUUGAAAAGACACCAAAUAACAGUUCAUGAAGGACAAAGGGAUUUUGUGUGCGACCUGUGCCAAAAAGCGUUUACAACAAAUAAGUUUUUAUCAAUUCAUCAAAAAAAAAUUCAUGCAAGCCAAAAAGCGUUUGAAACCAAUCAUUAUUUGACAGAUCUACACGGAAUGGUUUACGAAGGAGACGAUGAAUGCAACGCGAGUCAGGAAGUAUUUUCAGAACAGAGCAACGAGAUCGAGCACCAAAAAUUAAUAAAUGAAGAACAAAUAAAAUAUGUCCCAGAAGUAUAUAAAGACAACUCGUUGAACUUCAAAUUAACUGAUCAUGACGAGCAAAGUUACUUCGAAACACAUAACGUUUUUCGAAAAAAGUUUUUCAAAGGCCAGAAGGGCUAUGUAAGCGAUGUUAUGUCUAAACGUUACGAGUCUUAAUUUUAGAUUCGAGUUGUAUGAAUGAACUAAUUGUCAAAAGUUAUUGGAGGAGACAUAUACACCUUGAAAUCCUUUUUAUUUUAUUUAA